GUAGCAUUGGCCACGGCUAAGGUUCAUUUUGGAAUUUGUUAGACGUCAGCCUUGGCAAUUGUAGCUAGCUAACAUGCUAACUGUUACUCUGGUGGGGUUUUCUUUUAAGGAGGCAUUUUGACAGCUUACUUGUUCACUUCAGUUGAUUGUAUAAUGUUGUUAGCUACAUCGACAUUGACAGUAACUUCUCCCCUGCUAACAUAUUACUAAUGUUAACUGCCUUCGCUCUAACUUAAAGUUCACAGGCCUAAACGUUAGCACUAUUAACGUUAGCGUAAUCUUGCUAAGUAAUGCCCGUCUCAACCAGCAGAUAUUCUACCACCCAUUAUAUAGCGUUAUCAUUUAACAAGGUAUGACUGACAGUUGACACGUCUCUUAUAUUAUGAGUCUUUUGACAAUCAGCUUCGACUUUACUAAAACACCAGGUUGAGUGUGACCACCCACCUCCCUAUAUUCAUAUUUUAAUUGAUCCCUUUUUAAUUGAAUUGUUGGCCUAUACAUGGGCUACAGCCUGAUGGACAAGGAAGCCUGCUGCUAAGAGAGACAAAGCUUCUCGUAAGAUAUUUAUAGCAAAGUGUGACUAUGGGAAAGUCUUUUUCCCACCUCACUAAGCAGACAGGCCAGGAUGACGGCCAGGAGAGCCUCACCUCUCCUCUGGAGGACUCUCAGACUGAGGACGGAAAGGGUGGAGACGUCUCCCAGUUCCCUUAUGUGGAGUUCACAGGACGGGACAGUGUGACAUGUCCCACAUGUCAGGGCACCGGGAGGAUCCCCAGAGGACAAGAAAAUCAACUUGUGGCAUUGAUUCCAUACAGUGACCAAAGGCUGCGACCCAGGAGGACGAAGUUGUAUGUGUCAGCGUCAGUGGUGGUCUGCUUGUUGCUGUCCAGUCUGGCUGUCUUCUUCCUCUUCCCUCGCUCCAUCGAUGUGUCCUACGUCGGAGUGAAAUCUGUUUUUGUCAGCUACGACCAAGAGAAACGCAGCGUCUAUCUCAACAUCACGAACACUCUCAACAUUACCAACAACAACUACUACUCAGUGGAGGUGGCCAACAUCACAGCUCAGGUGCAGUUUGCCAAAACGGUGAUUGGAAAAUCUCGCAUCAGCAACAUGACUGCCAUCAGUCCUCUGGACAUGAAACAGGUAGACUAUAUGGUCUCCACCACCAUUGCAGAUGAGAUGAACUACAUGUAUGACUACUGCACUCUCCAAACCAUCAAGGUCCACAACAUUGUCGUCAUGAUGCAAGUGACCGUCACCACCACAUACUUUGGUCAUGCGGAGCAGGUGUCUCAGGAGAUGUACCAGUACGUGGACUGUGGCGGGAACACCACGUCUGUCAGAGGGAUGACUCAGCCGUUUAGCGUCCCACAUCCUGCUGAGAAAGGAGUGCAGCCAGGAUGAGAGUGCCGCUGCAGCCAUCUUUACGGUGCAACUGGACGACUACCUGGGCGGAAAGCCAGUCCAGU
Messenger RNA from Anarrhichthys ocellatus (wolf-eel), 1469 nucleotides. RefSeq names its product transmembrane protein 106Bb (gene tmem106bb). NCBI's taxonomy places the organism in Eukaryota, Metazoa, Chordata, Actinopteri, Perciformes, Anarhichadidae. The record is from RefSeq and is a predicted model, not a curated record. Bases 583 to 1404 code for a protein of 273 amino acids. The transcript is spliced from 9 exons.